AUGAGCCAGUGUCGAUCAAGCGUUCUUGUGGGGAAGAAACGGAAAUGGGAAGUGGCAGCUUUGGGCUCCGAUAUUUCGGGAGCUCAAGCCAAGUUUGACAGGAUCGGUAUGACGGCUUUGGACCAAAGUCUUUUUUCCCAAAGCAAUGAGGGUGACAGUUUUCGCCAGCUCGGCCAGGCUCGCGAUGAACUAUCUGCACCCCUAAUCCCGAUGCAGUCGCCCAUAGCCUUACCCCGGCUGAGCACCAUGGUUGAUACCGUCAAUCCUAACAGCUCUUCGAACAUGUCAACGGAGGAAAUCUACUUCAAUCCCGGAGAAGGGCAAACCCAAGAUCUCGACUUGCUACAAGAUUUUGAUGCUCCUAUCCUUCAGAUUAUGAACAGUAUCCCAGCAUUGUCGACCGGAUGGGCGGCUCAAGAUGAUUUUGUGGAUAUAGCCACAGAAGCUGCAGUAUACCGUGAAUAA
This is a messenger RNA of Penicillium canescens, 465 nucleotides long. RefSeq lists its product as uncharacterized. The transcript has a single exon. Bases 1 to 465 code for a protein of 154 amino acids. Lineage: Eukaryota; Fungi; Ascomycota; Eurotiomycetes; Eurotiales; Aspergillaceae. The record is from RefSeq and is a predicted model, not a curated record.